AAUGAAAUUAUGGUGAGGGAUUUAUGGAUUAGGUCUGAUUCCCAGAUAUCUUCAGCUCAUGCUUGGAGCCCCUUCACAGAAGAAACAUAUCUUCUAGAGCAACCCUCUAUAUCUUUUCCAAUCAAAGUGGUUUGACAGAUGAAGGAAGGAUUGUGAGUCUCGUUGAAAAUGAUGUCCUAAAGUCCGAGAAACUCAGUUUGGGAGAUCAAUUAUUUUACGACAAUGAGGACAUGGUGAUUGCAAAUGAUAAGGAUUCACAUUCUACUAAUAUCCUCUCUGAGAAUUACCAGCCUGUUGAGGAACCCUGGCUAGUCCAUUCAUCCCCUUCCAUUGUCUCCAAGGAUACAAUGAAAUCCAGUGAAUCUGAAACUGAUGACACUGCAGAAGAGCAGGUGAAGCUGGUAGAUACAGAAAAGUUGUUACCUGAAGAAAGUAGUAAUAUAAUUUCAAAAGACCCUGUUUCAACUACUUUACUUAUUAACUCAUCAAUUUGUACUAUGCAAAGAAUUGCAGUGCUAGAGGAUGAAAAGUUGGUUGAAUUAUUAUUUGAACCAGUCAAGAGUAAUGUGCAAUCUGAUAGUGUAUAUGUUGGGGUAGUCACAAAGCUUGUUCCCCAUAUGGGUGGGGCUUUUGUUAAUAUUGGAAAUUCUAGACCUGCUCUUAUGGAUAUUAAGCAAAACAAGGAGCCAUUUAUAUUCCCUCCAUUUCGUCAAAGGACAAAGAAACAAGAAAUUUAUCUCAAGGGAAAAAAUGAUCACAUGUCUCAUGCUACUGACAUAUCUGAUGGUUUAUCAGACAUAAAUUCUGAGGAUGGUUGUUUAAAAUCUGUACACAAUGACUAUGAUGAGCAUGAAGGAGAGGAUGAUUUUUAUAUUUCAGAAGUUCUUAAGGAAAAUGUGAAUGGUAGCAUGGUCGAUGAUGAAGUAGAAGCUGACUUUGAGGAUGAUAUAGAGGGAAGUGAAGUCCAUAUAGAAGGAGAAAUUAAUAACAGUUCUCUUCCUUUUGGCAUGAAUGGGUCUGUCAACUCAGAUAUUUUGCAAACAAAAGACACAAGGAGAGCAUCCUACGUAGCUUCCGGCGAAAGCAAAUGGAUCCAAGUUCGCAAAGGAACCAAAAUAAUUGUCCAAGUUGUUAAAGAGGGCCUUGGUACUAAGGGUCCCACGCUGACUGCUUAUCCCAAACUAAGAAGUAGAUUCUGGGUUUUGAUUGCACGAUGUGGUAAAAUUGGAGUCUCCAAAAAGAUUUCUGGUGUUGAGCGCACAAGGUUGAAAGUUAUAGCAAAGACAUUGCAGCCCGAGGGUUUUGGCCUCACUGUAAGAACUGUUGCUGCUGGUCAUUCUUUUGAGGAACUGCAGAAAGACUUAGAAGGUUUGCUUUCGACUUGGAAAAAUAUAAUGGAACAUGCAAAAUCUGCAGCUCUUGCUGCUGAUGAAGGGGUGGAAGGAGCUAUUCCUGUUAUUUUGCACAGGGCAAUGGGUCAAACUCUCUCAGUGGUGCAGGAUUAUUUCAAUGAAAAUGUUAAGAAACUGGUGGUUGACUCCCCAAGGACAUUUCAUGAGGUGACCAAUUACCUUCAGGAAAUUGCCCCUGAUCUUUGUGAUCGAGUUGAACUAUAUGAUAAAAAAGUUCCCCUUUUUGAUGAAUUCAACAUUGAAGGAGAGAUUGACAACAUCCUCAGCAAAAGGGUUCCGCUUGCUAAUGGAGGUUCUCUAAUCAUCGAACAAACUGAGGCAUUAGUUUCUAUUGAUGUAAAUGGAGGACAUGGGAUGUUUGGUCAUGGAACUUCACAGCAGAAAGCUAUUCUAGAGGUCAAUCUUGCAGCUGCAAAACAAAUUGCAAGGGAGUUGCGACUACGGGAUAUUGGUGGCAUCAUCGUGGUAGAUUUCAUUGAUAUGACAGAUGAAGUAAACAAAAGACUGGUCUAUGAAGAAGUCAAGAAAGCCAUUGAGAGAGACAGAUCAAUGGUGAAGGUCUCUGAAUUGUCAAGACAUGGACUCAUGGAAAUAACUCGAAAGAGGGUUCGACCAAGUGUGACAUUCAUGGUUAGUGAACCAUGUGCUUGUUGCCAUGCCACAGGCAGGGUUGAAGCUUUAGAGACGUCCUUCUCAAAAAUUGAACAGCAAAUCUGUCGGUUUCUUGCAACAGUGGACCGUAAGGCAGACCCUGAAAACCCCAAGUCCUGGCCAAAAUUUAUUCUGAGGGUUGACCAUCAUAUGUGUGAGUACUUGACUUCAGGGAAAAAGACAAGACUUGCAAUAUUGAGCAGCUCUCUCAAAGUCUGGAUUCUCUUAAAGGUUGCUAGAGGGUUCACUAGAGGAUCAUUCGAAGUCAAACCAUUUGCAGAUGACAAAGUGGAAAAAAACCAGCAUCAAGUUGCCAUUUCGAUGUUAAGAUCCUCAGAGUCCAGUAUCAAAAAGCGUGGCCAAAAUCUGACUCUUGUUCAAGUAAAAAAAUCAAAGGCUAGGGGAAAAUAAAUAGUUCUUUCUUAAAAUAGGGUUUUGUUCCUUUUUGUACACAUGAAUUUUGUUUAUGCUAUACAUGGCAUGGGGAGAACAACUACGAGGGUGGAAGAGCAAAAAUAAUCUGGUUGCACUUUUGAGUUUCUGAGUUAGAAAUAGGCUGUUAUGGUGCAGCUUUUAGGCGGAUAAGUACCAUCCAAAACUCAUCACAGUGAACAGUUUUGUUGUAAAGAACGACUCUUUUUACCAAGUGAUUACGAAUAGCAGGUUUCACGACUUCAUUUGAGCCCCUAUCAAAAGGUGCAUACCGAACAACGACCCUCAAAAGGAUGAAAAAGAGAAACUGGUGUACUCAAGCAGUCAUUAGGUAUUGAUCAGAGUAAGGAUUCCCUACCCUAGUAAUUAAUGGAAAGAUUGAAUUCCUGUUUGAGCUGGGAAAAAAAAAAUAGUUUAAGUGUUAUCUUAAAGAACAGCAUGAGCAAACCGUACAAAAGCUUUGUGCUUUUGUAUAACUCUUGUGAAUUUGUUACAAUAGAGCUGCUCUAUGAAUGUUAU
This is a messenger RNA of Gastrolobium bilobum, 3014 nucleotides long. Its product is annotated as ribonuclease E/G-like protein, chloroplastic. Gene Ontology annotation, molecular function: RNA nuclease activity; RNA binding. The transcript has 11 exons. The record is from RefSeq and is a predicted model, not a curated record. Lineage: Eukaryota; Viridiplantae; Streptophyta; Magnoliopsida; Fabales; Fabaceae. Gene Ontology annotation, cellular component: cytoplasm. Gene Ontology annotation, biological process: rRNA processing. The coding region runs from base 231 to 2474 and encodes 747 amino acids.